This is a messenger RNA of Nannizzia gypsea CBS 118893, 4431 nucleotides long. RefSeq lists its product as hypothetical. The record is from RefSeq and is a predicted model, not a curated record. Bases 1 to 4431 code for a protein of 1476 amino acids. Lineage: Eukaryota; Fungi; Ascomycota; Eurotiomycetes; Onygenales; Arthrodermataceae. The transcript has 3 exons.
AUGGCUGAACGGUCGAAGAAGCAAAGAAGGAAGAGUUUUGGCGUGUUUGGGUCCACUGGGCUAUUGUCUCUGGAGUCCGCCUCACCCGUCGCCAGCUCUCGAUUUCGUGCUGGAGACCGGUCCUCCUGCGAUGCGUUAACACUGGCUAGAUAUUACAGCGAGCGUCGCGGACAAGCGGAUGUGCUUGAUUCUGCAGCCGGAGCCCACCUGGACGACAGCCACCUCCAACACCACCACGACCACCUCGAUCACCAGCAGCAGCAACGGCGGCGGCUUCAGCAGCUCCAGCAGCCAUUGUCAUGGGCCAGCAGCAGCAGUAAAGAGGAAAACAAGCUACGAAACAGGAAAACCCGCUCAGGAAGCAGAUCCUCGUUGCUGAGCCUGGCGUUUGUCAGGCCGCGUCCUACCAGCAGCGCCGGCGAGAUGAAGACAACGACCAUGACGACCACGACAACAGCUACGAGACAGAGACUGUCAAAGGCCACGGCGAGGCCGCUGUCGUAUUCACCCUCGCUGCCCUUCCAGCAGGAGGACGAGCUCUACCUGCCGAACUUCACCCUACCUCACUCUGCCACCGAACCAAACAUCCGCUCUCGAUCAAAAUCCGUCAACAAGACCCUAGGCAGAAGCUCCGUCUUUGGCUCACUGAGAUCUCUCAAGUCUAUGGAUGACGACCAGCAUUCGACCAGGACAAGAUCCAGGUCCACGUCGAGCAACGAAGAUGACCUCCCAAUAAUGCGGGAGUCUGGCAAUUCCCGCGUCCAUAAGAUGCAGCAGCAGCAGCACCACCAUCAUAACAACCACAGCAAUAACAAUAAUCACUACCAACCACAGAUGAACCGGAGUUUCGGCGUAAAGGUUUUACAUCACGGCGAGGUGCAGACUGCGGGUGCAAUGUGGAGGAAGCGAAGUCAUUAUCUUGUACUGACCGAGUCUCACCUCGUCCGUUUCAAGAGCCAGAGCAAGGCAGCAGAAGUCUUCCCAUCCAUACCGUCAUCCUGGGGCCGAAGUACUGGCGCGGCAGCAGCAUCGAACCGUUUUUCUAUGGUCUCUCUUGCAUCUCUACACGAAAACCAGCUUGCCGGAGGCGCGGUGGCACUUGGAGGAGGCGGCGACGGCGGAAUAGGAAUUGCUCUGAACAGCAUAAUAGCCGUCCACCGGCUGGAUGACGGGAAGCCGUACUUCUCAGUCGAAGUGUGCUACGCGGACGAGAAGAACACCAGAGGCUCGGCUAUACAUAUCCAACUUUCAGACCCGCAAGAAGCGCAGUUAUGGCUGAUGGGCAUUCGAGCGGCUGCAGAGACUGCCAUCUCAAUUGAACCGCCCGUGUUCGACGACGACACGAUCAACUAUGUAACGAACGUCUUGGAACAAGAGAGAGACUAUGAUCCAGAUUGUUUUGGACUGUAUAGAGUCGUUCACCGGAUGUCCACCAAGCAAGGGAACCGCGCGUCAACUGAUGACAUCACGAAACUGGCAUCGAAUGCCUGUCUACUUGCGAUUGGGGCGCAUAAGAUACAUAUCCUCCCAACUCACACUAAAUCAUCCAAUAGAGCUUCCAUGGCAUCGUUGGUUGAACUGGAUUUAGACGCGUGUCUCGGAAUAAUGGCCCUGUCCUCCAUCUCGGUGCAGGCCAAUGACGAUACCUUUCAGUUGAUUUUCAGGAUACCAUUCAAGAGCCCAUCAAUAGUCAACCUAUCUUCAAGCUAUUCCGGUGAAAUCGCACUAUUCCUACGACAACGAGCAGAGUAUCUAAGACCUGGUUGGAUACAUCAACCCUUCGCCUUUAAUGUCCCUCCCCAUGUCCAGGCACGGGUAAUGCCACCUGUAACUUUUGAGGAGGAUUACGGGUGCUUUGACAGGACUCUGAUUGCUUACUGCGCCGCAUACGACGUCGAUACCUCGAAAAUUCGCUAUAUGGUAGACUACCAUUGUGAAGAUGCGCCUGCCUUUCAACUACUCCCGCGAGAAGGUUGCCCGGAUGGAGGAGGAUAUCUUCUUCUGGAACUUCUUGCAGUUUUCCGUGCUCUGCGAUACAACGAGUCUUUCUGCACAAUCUCAUUUGCACGCAUCAACCUGGAUAUCCUACAACAGAUGCGCGAUUCUUACGGACCAGAUUUCGACGCCUUGCGCACAAGAUCGAAUGUGGCGGUCAAUAUCCCCGGACAAGAGGAGGUUGCCUCGCUAACCCAGGAGGUACGGGCCCUAGCCCUCAAAAGCAGAACAUUACAGCGCAUGGACUUUUCAUACUGCUUGACCCGCUCUGCAAAGGCAGUUGGGGGCGAACGCGACCCUGGAUGUGGUAUUCCAGAAGCCGUCUUCCCCCUUUGCCGACGCAGCCUAACCCGGGUAGACUGGCUCGCUCUCAAUGGCAUCGAGCUUGGCGACUCGGAUCUGGAUUAUCUUGUCGACGCGGCGUCUCAGAAGACCUCGGCACUCCGAGCCUUUGAAGCGAACAACUGUGGCCUGCAGGUCCACGAUUUGAAUUUGAUUUUGUCCACCCUCCGAGUUCAGAAAGACACCCUUAAAUGUCUGCAAAUUUCGAAUAUUGUUGGUCGGUUGAGCCCAGACCAGUUCCAGCAGCAGGCUGGCUGUCUGAGGAAUAUCCGAAAGCUUGAGCUUUCUCAGGUUUUGCGGACCUCGAAGAGUGAGCCUCUCAUUUCGGCUGAAACAUUGCUGAGCUGGGAGCUGGAAGAACUAUGUCUGAACAACACCACAGUCAACGAGCAGACAGUGGAGUCAAUUGCAAUGUACCUUGCGAGCCCAGAGUCCAAAAAUCUCCGUGAGAUGCGCCUUAACCAGUGUGGAAUUACUGGUGGAGAUGUCGCUACAUUGCUGUAUUUCAUGGUGGACGACGAAUUAAAGCCUCGGGACAUACAUUUGCAUGUAAACGACAACAGACUGGCAAUCGACUGCGACCUCAUGUUCGCUUCCAUAUCGCAGAACCGCACCUCAACCCAUCUCACGAUGAGAAGUAUCGAGUUUCAGCGCGAUGAGGACUUCAGGCAUUUGCUGGAAGCACUUACUCAGAACAAUACUUUGCAGUAUCUUGACAUCUCUAGGCUAUCUCUCCCCCACGAUGCAGGUGCCGAUACAUCCAAGGCCUUGCAGAGCAUGUUCGAGCAAAACUCCACCAUCCAAGAACUCGACAUCAGCAGCGAGCAAGCCCAUCUUGACGUAAGCAGAUUUGGAAUUGGAUUGAAUCUUGCCUUGACAGGAUUGAAAAAGAAUAAUACCCUGAAGGUACUGAAGAUCGAGCACCAAAAGCUAGGCGUUCAGGGGGCAAACACACUUGCAUCUGUAAUAGAAGAGAACGACUCGUUGACCGAGAUACAUUGUGAAAACAACGAGAUCAACCUGCAGGCAUUUACCAUCAUAGUCAAUGCUUUGCAGAAGAAUAAGUCCCUGGUACACAUCCCAUCAAUGGCGAGUGACUGCAAACGAUCCCUUGCGCGAGUGCAACGGGAAAUGGAAGCUGACGUGAAGGACACGGGGCUCCGGUCCAGUCUCUCUACUGCAUCUUCGAUUCGUCGAUCUGUGCGAGCAGCAUUUUCAGGCUCUUAUAGCAGCGGUGGUAGUGGUAAUAAGUUGGUUAAGUCACACCCUUCAGUUUCACAGACUGGUGGUUCUCCUGGUGUUCGUCGCGCAUCAUCGGCCACUCUCGGGGCUACUAAUGGCGCACAGCCUGGCGUAGCGGCAUCUGCAUCCUUACCCCAAAUAAGUGGAAUAUUCAAGAAGCUCGCCUCCAACGCUACCUGUACCGGGAACUACAAUAUCCUGCAAGGCUUAAAUGAUCAGCCUGUUGGUGAAGAUGACACUAAAAGCGAGGGACGACCGGCCACAGCAGCCAGCUUGACCACAUUCCUCAACCAGCUCUCGCUCACGCCGAUUGAAGACAUGAGCCAACGAGAUGGCACCUCUGUUGCUGAGACGCCAUCUAGCGAUGCAUCAGCACUUAGUAGGUCCGCCAGCUUCAAGACCGCCAACAAUUAUAUGGAGGACACAGACACGUCAAAGGAUGAUAUCGGAGCUGUGGAUUUUAACUUGGACUGGUCAUUUUCACAGUCCUGCUCAAAACAGAGCGCACUUAUUGAUCGUGUCCUUCCGGGCUCUGGGUUUUCGUCCCAGUCACAUAUCCAAACCGACGAGCUUGCCGCACCUGUGUCCACCCAACCUCGACCGGCUCUCCUUCGACCAAGCAGCAGCGUACGCAGCAGCAACUCUACCAGCACCGUCAGUAUCAAUACCAAUACCAGCACGACAAUGGACAGGAUUCCAGUCAACGGACGGAAAUUUGGUACUACACGGACACCAUCACUACGUGGCAUGUUAACCGCCAGAAAUACAAGCAAGAAAGAACUGCAAAAGAAACCAGACCCCAACACACCACCACAGUUAGAUUGGAAUCUUCCUGAGAUCAACCUCCUUUAG